UUUUGAGACUACUUUUUUUUUGCAAAUUUUCUCCCUAUAUACUUUUAAAUCGAGAUUUUUAUACUUUUUAUUGGCAUUUUGUCGAUCGGAGCCCUGCUCUAUUGUUAUUUUUAUUUUAGAAUUUAUUCAAAAAUUUUUUAAAAAUUUUUUGAGGACUUUUUAAAUUUAUUUUUUUUUGUCCGCAAAAAAUUUUGGGGACAUUUUUGAAAUUUUUGUCCGCAAAUUUGCGUAUUUUUUUGUCCGCAGAAAACUUGCGGACACUUUUGAAUUCUAUUUUGUCCGCUAAAAAUUUGCGGACACUUUUCGAAUUUUUUGUCCGCAAAAAAAAUUUGCGGAUAGACUACUUAUUAAUCUGCUUAUUUUUUUUUACAGAUAUGCCUUCAUUAUUUAAUUAUUUGUUAAUAAAAAUCAGAAGACAACAACAACAACAUUCCUCAUUAUUUUUAAUUUUUAUUUAUUUAAUUAUUUUUUGUUCUACCCCAUUAAAAUCUCAAAAUAUUACCUUCAACAACAAUACUGGUUUAAUUGAAAGUGAAGAUGAUUGUUUAUCUCCUAUAAAAAUUGGUCUUCUUUUGCCUGAACAAUACAGACAGAGAAUUGACCCUUGGCUGUCACUUUCUUUAAAGCAUUUACAUCAGAUUUUGAAAAAUUCACCGUUGGCUUUGGCCUCUCAUUGUUUACAAUUGGCGCCAAAAGACACUGCUUGUAAAACUUCUUUGGGUAUGAAAGCCCUUUUUGAUUUAAUGGGUCCACAAGAAUCUGGAGGAAAAGUGGUUGCGCUAUUUGGGGAUAUUUGCACUGAUGUUAAUGAACCUGUGGCAAUGGCAGCAAAGUAA
Molecule: messenger RNA, 836 nt
Organism: Meloidogyne enterolobii
Lineage: Eukaryota; Metazoa; Nematoda; Chromadorea; Rhabditida; Meloidogynidae
Source: the annotation of a GenBank genome assembly